Molecule: messenger RNA, 501 nt
Organism: Theileria orientalis strain Shintoku
Lineage: Eukaryota; Apicomplexa; Aconoidasida; Piroplasmida; Theileriidae
Product: adenylyl-cyclase-associated protein
Exons: 2
Coding region: 1-501 (166 amino acids)
Biological process (GO): regulation of adenylate cyclase activity; cytoskeleton organization
Cellular component (GO): cytoplasm
Molecular function (GO): actin binding; adenylate cyclase binding
Source: RefSeq, a predicted model, not a curated record
AUGGUUCCAAAAACUUUUGAGCUUAAGGGUGAGGUUUGGAACGUCUGCGGCUACGUGGACGAGGUCGUGGACCUUUCCUGCGUCGGCAGGAACCAGAGCUCCACUCUCUGCGAGUGCUCCAACGUCAAGGUCACGAUGCCCGAGAAGAUGAUCUCCGUGUCUCUGAUUUCCUGCAAAAAUGUCGAGGUUUUCGUGAACUCUCUGAUUUCCAGCAUGGAACUCACAAACUGCCACAACGUCAAGGUGCGCGUGAAGACCACGCUUCCUGCCUGCUCCAUUGACAAGUCUCAGCAGGUGAGCUUCUGGAUUUCCAGGGAGAACGCCUCCAUGAUCAUGUUCAGCUCCUGCAAGUCCGGCGACAUGAACGUCAACAUAAACAGGAACACUAGUGGCAACCCUGACGAGGACGACUGGGUUGAGCAGCCUCUCCCUGAGCAAUUUGAGCACAGCAUCAACGAGAACUUGAAGGUCGUCACCAAGCCUUCUUCUUUGUACCCCUAA